AUGCAAAAUCCAAACAAUGUGCGUGGAGAUACAAACUCGUUCAACCAUAAAACAAUAGAUUUCCUCCACAAGCUGACGCAGAAAGCCAUUAUGCCCAAAGAUCGUCCCGUGGUGGAAUUUUACGCGGCCGGAGAGGAUAGACUUGGGGCAAAUAAACUGUAUGGAAUGGUACUGUGUACCCAAAGCAUGAUUGGCUGUGAUAUUUGUUUGGAAUCAGCUAUCAAGGAGCUUUCUAAAUGUUGCGGCGGUAAACAAGGAGCAAGAGUAUUUGUGGGUACGAGCUGUAAUCUUAGGUAUGAGCUUUACCCUUUUCUUAGUAAAUAA
Arabis nemorensis is the source of this 324-nucleotide messenger RNA. NCBI's taxonomy places the organism in Eukaryota, Viridiplantae, Streptophyta, Magnoliopsida, Brassicales, Brassicaceae. The record is from the annotation of a GenBank genome assembly.